AUGAUGAGGCGAGACCUCAUAACGGUUUUACAAGUGGGAGCCAGUUUUACUUUCAUUUUCUCUGCUUUCAAUUCGCAAGGGUUCAUUGAGGUUUGGUUUGAAUUUGAUUCGAAAUUGUUGUACCAAUUCAACGAUUCACUUAUUUUGCGAAAAUUAUUUUACCAAGUUUUAACUUAAUGUCAAAAGAAGGAAUCAGAAAUGAUAUUUUAAUAUGAAAUCAAUCUAAUGAUUUCUAUAGGUAGCAGUUCUGCGGAAAAAAGCCAAGACAGCACCAGAAACAGGGAUCACAGAGAGAAGUGGAUAUUACAGGUGUUCAUAGUUUGUUGAGUAACAGUUUACCGUUCUUUUUUUAAGUCUUUCCAUCAUCUACUUCUUCUUCACUUUCUUCAAUUUUGUGAUUCCGUCGGUUGUUCAAAAAAUCGGUGAAAAAUGGUCUCAGGUGGGAAAUGCAAAGCGUACCAGCUGGUAUUUUGUUUGUUUAUUUUAUGUUACAGGUAAUCGGAGCAUCGGGAUAUUUGUUUUUCAUGCUUACAUUUCUGUACUUGAACGUUUACCUGCUUUACUUUGGAUCUGCCGUGCUUGGAGCAGGCGCAGCAUGUAAUUUUUUAUAGCUUUACACAGAAACAACGAUAAUUCAAGUGCUGUGGGCUGGUAAUGGAUGCUACCUGGUCAGUGUGUCGAGAAGAAGCCAAAUAGAACGAAAUUCGGGUAUCAUGUGGGCAAUGAUACAGUCUUCUUUGAUUACUGGCGGAUUCUUCUUGAUAUUCGUUUUGAAAAAAGGGUAAUGACAUACAAUGCUUCAGAGCUAUUGUAAAUACUAUAAAAAUUGUUACAGAGAUCUGGCGGAUUCAUUCACGCUUCUCUACAUGGUGUUUUCUGCCUUAACUGCAAUCGGGAUAGUGAUGAUAAUAUGCUUGCCCGGAAAUCCUUCUCAAUAUGGUUGGUUUAACAGAAAAAAAUAAUAAUUUUUUGAUCCAAAGAUUUUCAGGGAGCGCAAAUGAAGAAAAUGAAAAUGAAUCAUUAAUGUCAAACGAUUCGAACACUAUUGAAGAGCCACCACCACUGACAUUAAGACAAAAUUUCAUUCGAACUCUAGCUACGUUGAAGACCACAAAAAUGAUGCUUUUUUCUGUUCUCUUCGUGUUCAGUGGCCUAGAGAUGACGUUUUUCACAGGUAAAUCUAGGCAUAACAUCUAAGAAAUGACAUUUCCUUCAGGAGUCUACACUUCAUGCCUGUCUGCUACUACUCCUCUAAAAAACCUUUCCGAGCUUGUCAUUCCGUACAAUGCGUUGUCAAUCGGAGUAGGUGAAAUCAUUGGAGGACUGUUAGCCGGAUCAUUGGGCAAAUUUCUGAAGAUUACUGGCUCGCAAAUUUCUUUUAUGGCAUUUUGCAGUCAUUCAAUCGCUUUCACGCUUACUUAUCUCAUUCUUCCAUUUGAUUCUACCAUUACUGCCACUGAUGCUCCCACGUACUUGACACCAACGCUGACUUUAACCCUUCUUGUCUCCUUUCUGCUCGGAAUCGCUGACGCUUUCUGGCAAACACAAAUCUACAUCACUAUCGGUAAAGCGUUCAAAAACGAUGCGGUCACUGCUUUCUCACUUUUCAAGUUUUUUCAAGUAAGUUCUACUGAUUUGAAUCAGCUAAAACAAACAUUCAUUUUAGUCUGGUUCUGCUUGUGUGUCAUUCUUAUACGGUUCCUUCUUGUACCUAUCUACACAGCUUCUCAUUCUUGGAAUCGGAUGCAUUGCGUCGGCGAUAUUCUUCGCUAGACUAAAGAGAGUGCUUUUGGACGAUGAAACUUCAUAA
Molecule: messenger RNA, 1810 nt
Organism: Caenorhabditis sp. 36 PRJEB53466
Lineage: Eukaryota; Metazoa; Nematoda; Chromadorea; Rhabditida; Rhabditidae
Source: the annotation of a GenBank genome assembly